GACUGACGUCGCAGGCAACUCACAAGAACCAUGUGGAGUCAAGUCAGAACUCUGCUGUCCUCCUCCAUCUUGAUGACAGCGGCGGCAGCACGGCUCCACGUGGGCCAGCGCGCCUCCCUUACCAAAGUCUUCUCGGCCCGCCACGUGGAGCUGUUCGCCGAGCUAACGGGCGACACCAACCCGCUCCACCUGGACGCCACCUAUGCCGCCUCCACCGCCUUCGAGGCCCCCGUGGUCCAUGGUGUCCUCAUCAACGGGCUGAUCUCGGCCGUGCUGGGCACCAGGAUGCCAGGCCCUGGCUGCGUCUUCCUAUACCAGGAGAUCCGCUUCCCGGCGCCGCUCUUCGUUGGCGAGGAAGUGCUGGCCGAAGCCGAAGUGCGCAAGAUCAAGAUGUCGUUCGCUUUCAUCGGCGUGACGUGCUCGGUCAAGGACAAGGUGGUGAUGGAAGGGGAGGUGAUGGUUAUGAUGCCUGAGGGGAAGCAAGUGAAGUGAUGGCUUUAGGGGCUUUUGAAAUGUUUUUUCAUUGUUGAUUAUUAGUCAUAUACAUCACAGGCAGCCCCGUGUCACUCCAAAUCAAUAAAUCCAUCAGAAUCUU
Molecule: messenger RNA, 595 nt
Organism: Syngnathus acus (greater pipefish)
Lineage: Eukaryota; Metazoa; Chordata; Actinopteri; Syngnathiformes; Syngnathidae
Product: hydroxyacyl-thioester dehydratase type 2, mitochondrial-like
Exons: 1
Coding region: 31-492 (153 amino acids)
Source: RefSeq, a predicted model, not a curated record